Messenger RNA from Striga hermonthica, 1680 nucleotides. The record is from the annotation of a GenBank genome assembly. NCBI's taxonomy places the organism in Eukaryota, Viridiplantae, Streptophyta, Magnoliopsida, Lamiales, Orobanchaceae.
AUGGGAUGCUUCACAGUGUUGAAGAGUAAGAAGAAGAAAUCUGAUCGUAACUGUUACAUUAGACAUGUGAACCCACUGGAGCAUUCACCAUCAGUUUUGCCUGAACCCCCAAACCGUACACGUUCUCUGCAAUCUGCACCCCCGAGCUUCAAUACCAGAAUCAAACCUAUACAAUCAAAUGGCGGUGGGGUGAGCAGUAGCAGAAUACGAGCAUUAUCGGCCCCAUCAAGUCUAGAUGCUGCCGAACAAGACGAACUUUCAUCUGCCGAAUUAGAGGAUAAUGAAGAACCGAGAAGUCGGAUUGUGUCCAUAAAAGAAUAUAAUAAUUCACCGACUCCUCAGCCUCUUCCCCUCCCCUCACCCUCACCCCGUGGUUCUAAUGCUCUUAAGGCCAUGGCAAGCUUUAAAAUGAUGAAUGGAGGUGAUCCUAUUAAUAUCUCCGGGCCCCUUCCCCUGCCACCUGCUUCACAUAUGGCUCUCAUGGCUAAAGGGACACUUCCCAAUUUUUCCUAUGAAGAACUUGCAUCUGCAUGUCGUAAUUUUUCUCCUGAGAGAUGUGUGUCUGAAGGUUUAUCUUCUGUCAUAUACCGAGCUUCUUUUGUGGAGGAUGCAUCUGGAUCGAAGAAGCUUGAAGCCACGGUGACUCGUCUUCACCCUUGCAACCAGGGUUUCAAGGAAUUUGUGAAUGAUGUAAAUACGCUAGCAUCUUUGCAACACCCCAACCUCUGUAAAUUAAUUGGAUAUCAUGUGCGUGAAGGCUCAGACCUCAGGAUGUUGGUUUAUGAGAGGCUAUUUCAUGGGAGUCUGGAUCGGCUUUUAUAUGGACGAUCAGAUGGGCCACCGCUCGACUGGAAUAGCAGAAUGAAAGUUGCGCUGUGUGCUGCACAAGGUCUUACCUUUCUGCAUGAGGAGGGACCUUUUCAGGCAAUGUUCCAUGAUUUCUCGACUGCAAAUAUACAGAUUGACAAGGAUUUUAGCGCAAAGCUUUCUGGGUAUGGCUGCAUCAACCAUAUUCCUGAAGCGGAUGUCUCCAGCAGCUCAGUCGCCGUGGCAAAUCUUUCGGUGGAGACUCUGGAAAGGGGCUUAUUAACACCAAAGAGCAACGUGUGGAGUUUUGGGAUAAUGCUUCUCGAAUUGCUCACAGGUAGGAAAAACCUCGAUAGCCGUCACUCGAAGGAAGAGAGGAAUCUAGUCAAGUGGAGUCGGCCUUUCCUGGCAGACGAUUGCAGGCUGACCCUCAUCAUGGACCCUCAGCUGAAGGGCCGUUUUCCAGCCAGAGCUGCCCGGACUGUAGCCGAUAUGGCCCAACGGUGUCUCCAGGUGGACCCCUCCGAAAGGCCCACGAUGAGGUUCAUCGUUGAGCAACUUAAGACCAUACAGGACAUGAAGUGCACGUCCCGUUUUCCUCUACAGGAGCCAGGGGCAAUUAGUGGAAAACAGAUGUUUAAAUCACCUAGUUUUAAUGGAAUUGUGGCAAAGGCCACAAAAUCCAAUCUUUCUCCUUCUCUUCCGGCAAAUAGGCCUAAGUUUAUUACACCUCUAUACGGGCUGCCGUUGGUUCUGCCGCCGCCCAGGAUGAGUUCAUCUACGUUUUUGCUGGAGGAAAGUGAUAUGCAGGAAAAACGUAGAUCAUCGUCCUCCAAUGUACGUAGGUCUAACGUUUUAGAUUUUGAUAGUUAG